AUGGCAAAUAUCUGGCCUGGUACACUGAGGGCGUUCUCACUCGCUGGAUUCGGGCUUCCCUGUGACAUCCGAUCAACACAGUGGCGGGAUUGGCUUCUGACAGACCCUGCGUAUGUUUGUUCCAUGGUUGCCGUAUGCGCAGCUGUUCGAGACUUUCUUCUAAAUCGAGAGAAAUCAAAAAGCACAUCACUGUACCUCAGGAAGGCUAUUUCCCAGCUAAACCAGACCCUCUCGAUUCAAAGCCGCGCGCUUGUUAACCCAACUGUCGCCACUGUCUUUGCUCUGGGUGUCGCGUCCGCUAUCGGGAACGAUCAGGCAGGCAUGUUGGCCCAUGCAGCUGGUCUGAAAGAGAUAAUUCGCCUCCGUGGUGGUAUGGACAGCUUCCGUGGUAAUCCACAACUGCCAGUUGUGCUUUCGCGUGUUGAUUUGUGCUUGACAUUGAGUACCGGGCAGAAACCCAUCUUUCCUCAAACCGACCCUGUCUUAGCUGCUCGUUCCUUGAUUAGUCCUGCCUACAGCUUGGGCUAUCUACCCCUACCUCCAGUCAGAGGACAGAUGCUCGAUUUUCUUCAGGACUCGAGGCUGGUAUCGAUAUUUCUCAAUCUACAGUUCCUUGUCCACCGGCUAAACCAUGCAACAUCUUCAGCCCCUCAUAGUAUGCUGGAGUCUGAGUUACAUGCAGGGAUAUGGACGGCACAGUAUCAACUUCUGGAGCUUCAAGGUGCCAUUGAAGAUCUCCUUGGAGAGUGUUUUCGUAUGACAAUGUUGGCGUUUCUGACGACGACCUUUAACGUGAUGGGUAUCAGAAUCAAGUACAAGCAUUCCAGCGAUCAGUUGCGGAACCUGUGCUGCGCAGUCGAGCCAUCGACGGAACGACUCGGCCACGCCAUGUUUUGGAUAUUGAUGAUUGGGGGCCUGGCAUUUUUCGACCGCGAUGAGACCUGGCUGCGCGACAAGUGAAAAUGGGAGGUACUACCACUGACUCGAGGCUUGGAAUGGGAGGAGGCGAGAGAGCUGUUGCAAGAGUUUAUUUG
Molecule: messenger RNA, 1034 nt
Organism: Fusarium vanettenii 77-13-4
Lineage: Eukaryota; Fungi; Ascomycota; Sordariomycetes; Hypocreales; Nectriaceae
Exons: 3
Coding region: 1-960 (319 amino acids)
Source: RefSeq, a predicted model, not a curated record